GCUGGAAAGCUAUUCUCCAUUGUAAACGGAAAGAAUAUGGACAACUCAUGGUUCCGCUCUGGAAAAAUGUCAAUUCUCACAUAACUGCCCAAUGAGCAAUUAUUUUCCUGGUGGUCGCGAGAAGAUAGCAGUGCCUGAAAACAACAAGAGCGUCAAAAGUAUCGCUAGGUGGUAGCCUACUUUUCUUAACGCCGAGGCUGAACACAAUGCCACAUUUCUUGUGGCCAGAGCCGCUGUCAGCCGCACAACUCAAGCGGUUAGAUGAGCACAAAUACAGCGCCUCGGGACGAUCAUUAUUCGAACCUCUAUGUCAGGUAUAUUGGAACUGGCUGGUCCAACAAAUUCCCACCUGGAUAGCGCCUAAUACCUUGACUAUAAUUGGCCUGGUUGUGAAUAUAGUCACAACCGUAGUGCUGGUGUUUUACUGUCCAACGGCAACAGAAGAGGCUCCGUCAUGGGCCUUUAUCCUGAGUGCGUUGGGCCUGUUCAUCUAUCAGUCACUGGAUGCGAUCGAUGGCAAGCAGGCCAGAAGGACCAAUAGUAGCUCUGCGCUGGGGGAGCUCUUUGACCAUGGCUGUGACGCCGUCUCCACAGUGUUUGUUGCUGUGGGAACAUGUAUAUCCUGUGGGAUAGGAAGCUACCAUAAUUGGAUGUUCUUCUGCGGCUUUGUUGGGAUGUUCAUGUUCUUCUGUGCACAGUGGCAAACCUACGUUUCCGGAACGCUGCGCUUUGGUCUGGUUGAUGUGACCGAGGUCCAGAUUGCCAUCAUUGUCAUGUAUUUGAUGUCAGCUUUUGGUGGAGUGGCCCUUUGGGACUGCAGGUUGCCUGUCCUCGGUGUGAAGCUGCUCACCUUCCCCAUCAUGGGAAUCAUUGGUGGAGCCCUGUUCUCCUGCUACAACUACUUCUACGUCAUCCUCAACGGGGGGGUCGGCAAAAACGGCUCUACCGUCGCUGACACCAGUGUUCUGACCCCAGGUAUGCACAUCGGCCUAGUCCUCACAUUGGCCUUCAUCAUCUUCAAGAAGUCAUCCAACAAGCUGUUCGAGCUGCACCCCUGCCUCUACAUUCUGACCUUCGGCAUGGUCAUUGCCAAGAUCUCCAACAAGCUAGUUGUGGCCCACAUGACCAAGAGUGAGCUUUAUCUCCCAGACACAGCUUUCAUCGGGCCUGGCCUUCUCUUUCUCAACCAGUACUUUAAUGGCUUCAUCGAUGAGCACAUAGUUCUCUGGAUUGCCAUGGUCCUGUCGUUGGCUGACUUGACACGCUACUGCACCGGGGUCUGUAUCCAGAUCGCCUCCCACCUGCACAUCCAUGUGUUCAGCAUCACGGCGCAGGCCGGACCCAAACGCGACUGACAUUUUGCCCGGCGGGAGGAGGGGGAGGCCGAGGACGCCGCCCCACUACUGAAAGCAGACGAUAACCAAGGUAUCGCCUCUACCCAAAACCACAUCAGCCUUGACACAGUCUCCACCUCUGACUAAAGUCCAUCCUUAAUAACCACAGGUUAAUGAAAGGAUUGACAUCCCCACCCCUGACUAGAGCCCUUUAAAGGGUUAAAACACUAGAUGGGUGCGGUGCAUCUCAUCAAAAAAUUCCUUUCAGGGACUAAAUUAUACACUAUUGGUAAAAGCUUCAAUACAUUUUAGACAUAUCAAAUCAUGUUUAUUUUCUCAUAAAGACAAUGCUUUGUUCCCAAACUAAAAUUUUGUUGCUGUCAAAUUUUGUUUUGACUGAAAAACUAUAACAUUCCUGUAAUGGCAAUUUCAUGUACUUCUAGUAGAUAGACAGUAGAAUAGUAGAAAAGACUGUUUUUAAGCAACAUAACAAUCAACCAGUGUGAUUACACAAUUAAGCUAUUUGAUCUUUGUCCAAAUUGGUAUUGUAACUUUUCAAAUAAUUUUAUAAUCAUUCAUUUUUAUGGAAUGUGUAAAGGAAUGUGACCCAAUCUGACAUUAAAUGAACUCCAUCAGGGAUAGAGCUAAAUACAAAAUAAAUCAACCUUUCAACCUCGGAUAACUCCCAAAAUGUUUAUGUAGAAUGACUUAUGAGGUAUGGUACACUAAUUGUCAAGGACUGUAGGUGAUAAGGGCCAAGGGUCUGGGUUAACACUGAAAACAGUGACAUAUAUUCUACAUGGGCUUCCAUCCAACCGUGUUUCCCUAGCUGUAGUCCCUCAAGAUAACACUAUAUCAGCAUCACUGCCUUUUUUCACUCCCUCAACUCUACUCCAACUGAAGCCCUUGUAGAAUAAUGUCAGUGGUUGAUGAUUGGUUAAUGCCAAAAAACCCUUCUGCUUUCAACAUUAUUCUCCCUAAAGGGCUACUUUUUUGUGAUUGUACAUAAUUCUGUUUGAUGCCUUAAGUUUAUUUUAAUCUUUAUUUUAUUGACAUUUAUGUGGAAAUUUGAAGCAGUUGAGGAACAAGUGCACAUUUUCUUGUUUUUUCUUUUUCUGCAUCAAUUGCAGUGUAAUUAUGGAACCAGUAUUUAUGAUUAACGUUGAUGUAUCUGACAUGUUACACUAGCUAAGAAAUAAUGUUGUACUGGAACUUGUUUUACUGUUUAUAAUUCUGUACAAAGCAAUGUGCUCUUUUUCGUCACACAUUUGUAGAAACACAACAUGUAUAGGGUGUGUGUUAGGUACUUAACUCAUUGUGAUUCUUGUGGAAAUGAUUCAGCUUCAGGUUAGACAGACUGGGAAUGUUUCUGGAAGAGGUGUCGAGUGGAUGUAUUGUUUCAGGGAUAUCUCCCCCCGUAAUCAUGUUAAUUUAAUUACGUGAACUCCCUACUUCAGGUGUAUGCCCACCAUACCAUAAAGUACAUCAUGUACCUUUAAAGGACAUUCUCAUUUGCAGAUUGUGGGUAAAAUUCUAAUGAGUCUUUGUAACAUUUGUGACUUUCAGUCUAGAAAUGACAGCCAGCCAACCUUUGCAGAUAACCACCAGUUGUUAUACAAUCAGGGUUUUACCUCCAGGUGAACUUUGAAACUAUGCACUGAAAGGCCACAUGCUAAAAUUUCACAUUGUAUUGCACUGUUUAACAAUACAAGUAAAACAUCUUUGUACUAACAACUAUUUAGUUAAUGAUUGUAAUAAAUAA
This is a messenger RNA of Esox lucius (northern pike), 3096 nucleotides long. RefSeq names its product choline phosphotransferase 1 (gene chpt1). The transcript has 8 exons. The coding region runs from base 207 to 1355 and encodes 382 amino acids. Lineage: Eukaryota; Metazoa; Chordata; Actinopteri; Esociformes; Esocidae. Gene Ontology annotation, cellular component: Golgi apparatus; endoplasmic reticulum membrane. Gene Ontology annotation, biological process: phospholipid biosynthetic process. The record is from RefSeq and is a predicted model, not a curated record. Gene Ontology annotation, molecular function: diacylglycerol cholinephosphotransferase activity.